UCAUAUCAAAAUGGCGUCCUGUUUUGGAAAUUCCACGUAGUAAUUUUACAAUGAAAAAUCACUCAUAUUCAUCACAUUUUAAUACCGAUUUCGUUCAUUUGAAGCAAAAUGUCUCAUAUAAAGUGUGUAGAAGCUAAGAUAGUCGUCUUGGGUACACAAGGAGUUGGAAAGACGAGCCUUGUCAUCCGAUAUAUCGGGAAUACUUUCAACAAACACGCAAGUCCAACGAUUGGUGCUUCCUUCUUCACUUGUAAAUUAGCUGUUGAUAACUACAGGGUUAAACUACAAGUAUGGGACACAGCAGGACAGGAACGAUUCAGGUCAAUGGCCCCUAUGUAUUACAGGAAGUCCAAUGCCGCCAUGUUGGUUUUCGAUCUUUCGUCACAUGAUAGUUUCGAGGAUGUGAAAAGUUGGGUCACGGAAUUGAAGAGGAAUGUCGAGGGGCAAAUAGUUCUGUGUCUGCUCGGCAACAAAUGUGAUCUUGAAGACCAACGCGAGGUGGAGAAAACAGUGGCACUCGACUACGCUGCGUCGAUUGGUGCCAUUUAUUUCGAGACGUCUGCGUUAUCAAAUGAAGGUAUUCACGAGGCCUUCCUCCAGGUGGCGUUGCGUCUCAUCACGUUGUGCGAGACUCAUCCAAACUCAGGCAUGAAGUUGCUGAGCAAUUCUGAAAUGGACGGUGGUACGCGGCUACGCGCUGAAAGUGGCCAAUCGACAAGUUCUACGUCGAGUUCAAAUCAACAAAAAUCGGACUGCUGCUGACGAAGGUUUAUUUUUAGAGUAGUUGAGAUCGCAGUUUUGGAACGUGUUUACAAUUCCCGUUCACGGCUAAAAAGGUCAUCGGUUGACUAUAGAAGUGCCACUGUAGUUGAAUGUGAUCAAACUUCGUCAUUUCCGAUCGGUAUUUGUAAAUUUUAACCGCAGACUUGAAGGCGUACGCCAUUCAUGUUAAAUGGGGUCGGGAAAUAAAAAGCCCAGCAUUAUGCAUGCUAAUUUGCUGAAACUUGGUAUCUAUAGUAUUUGUAUAUCUGUCGUCACCAUGGUGAUGUUGACGUUUGUAUUCAGUGCGCAUUUACCAAAAUUUGAAAUGUGCAAGUUCAAUUUCGAAUUUUUGAAGAACGGUGCUGGCCCUUAAGAUUCACACUCAGAUGAGGGUUGUACCCAAAUCGCUGUCCGAAACUCGCGAUACGAUUAUUAGUGUUUUACCCGUAGUGUUACUGAAGACUUGUUGGAAAUUCACAGACGAUGAAACUGUGAUAAAGGACUGAAUGGCGCCAAUCUCAAAGUUUAUUGUCCUGGACGAAUCAAAAAUCAGAAUGCUGCCAACAAACGUUUGGUUUUACUAAUUCUAGGGACGUGAAGAUUUGAGUUUUCAAGUCUCGCUCAGUAUUAGGGUUAUAUAAGUGCACUGUGAAAGACUUCUCUGGGCCAUAGCAUGAAAAUAUUGAGUAAUGCACUCAAGGUAUUGUGACACACGAUGCAAUAAUAUUUAUUUUAAUAAGGUAUUUUACUAUUCAAUGUAAACAUUCCACAGCUGUUGUUAAAUUUUAAUCUUUUUUGAACACUAGUAGGUGUUCAUCAUUAAGUACUCUGGCCUGGACGCGGUGAGCAUGCUGGCUUAAAGACUGCAAUAUAUCGUUGAUAUAACUUUCAUAACGUGAUAUGUACAUUGCUGAGUAUUCAAAACUUGAAAUUAUGAAUUGAUAUUUUCAGACUGCCAUUCAAAUUGUGAUAUCGUAGCAAGAAUAAUAAUGGAAAAUGUUUGUGGCAGGUUUUCUUUGCACUUGUUGGCCCUUUAACACAAAUUGUAAAUUGUAAAUUCUCGAAAUUAUAAUUUUGUAUUAACUUGAAGUAUGGUCUUCAUAACUGAAGACAUGUUGAACAGAAAUAAACUGAAAUUUUAUGAGAA
Messenger RNA from Lineus longissimus, 1909 nucleotides. RefSeq names its product ras-related protein Rab-31-like. Bases 109 to 762 code for a protein of 217 amino acids. The transcript is spliced from 6 exons. NCBI's taxonomy places the organism in Eukaryota, Metazoa, Nemertea, Pilidiophora, Heteronemertea, Lineidae. Gene Ontology annotation, molecular function: GTP binding; GTPase activity. The record is from RefSeq and is a predicted model, not a curated record. Gene Ontology annotation, cellular component: endosome; Golgi apparatus.